GUGCGUCACGGGCCCGCGCACCGCCCCGCGCGUCACCGAGCGCUUAAGAGAAAGUAGUGGCGGGGCCCGAGCCCGGCGGAGCAACCGGCAGCGGCAGCAGAACGGGACCGGAGCGCCGCGCCCCGGCACCCCGGAGAUGCCCUGCAUCCAGGCGCAGUAUGGCACGGCCGGCUCUGGCCCCUGCGAGCGCUGCCCCAGCGAGCUGCUGAGCCCCGACGGUGGCCGCUUCCCCAUGGAGGUGGCCGGUGCCGACCUGGCGGCUGCUCCAGCCCUGCCCAGCUUCAGCACCUUCAUGGAGAGCUACGCCGGGGAGUUCGACGCCUUCCUCUACCAGCUGCCGGCCAGCAGCCAGCCCGCCGCCUUCAAGCUGGAGGACUUCCAGGUGUACGGCUGCUACCCCGGCGCCUUCGGGCAGCCCGAGGAGACCCUCUCCUCCAGCGGGUCGGACUGUUACGGCAGCCCCUGUUCCGUCCCCUCGCCGGCCACUCCGGGCUUCCAGGCGCCCCAAAUGCCAGGCUGGGAGGGCUCCUUCGGGGCGUACUCGCCGCCGCCGAGCUACGAGGGCGGGCGGCCCUGGGCUGAGCCAGCAAAGGGGGGCGCGGCGCAGCCCCCCUUCUUCGCCUUCGGGCCCCCGGCCCCCAGCCCCGGUGGCUCCCCCGGGCCCCUGAAGGACCCGCGCCUGCUGGACACGGACGCCUUCGCGCUGCCCCAGGGCUCCCCGGGGGCUUUCUCCGGGUUGCCUCUGGCCCCCGCCUCGCCGCUGCUGGAGGGGCCCACGCUGGCCCCCGCCAAGACGCGCAGCCCCGGGGCGGGCGAGGGACGCUGCGCUGUCUGCGGGGACAACGCCUCCUGCCAGCACUACGGCGUGCGCACCUGCGAGGGCUGCAAGGGUUUCUUCAAGCGCACGGUGCAGAAGAACGCCAAGUACAUCUGCCUGGCCAACAAGGACUGCCCCGUGGACAAGAGGCGGAGGAACCGCUGCCAGUUCUGCCGCUUCCAGAAGUGCCUGGCCGUGGGCAUGGUCAAAGAAGUGGUCCGGACCGACAGCCUGAAGGGUCGCCGUGGCCGCCUGCCCUCCAAGCCCAAGCAGCCUCCGGACGCGUCCCCCGUCAGCCUCAUCACCUCCCUGGUGCGGGCACACAUCGACUCCGUCCCCAGCGCCACCAAGCUCGACUACUCCAAGUUCCAGGAGGCGGCGCCGUGCCAGUUCGAGAAGGAGGACUCGGUGGACGUGCAGCAAUUCUACGACCUCCUCACCGGCUCCAUGGACGUCAUCCGCAAGUGGGCUGAGAAGAUCCAGGGCUUCGCCGAGCUGCCCAAGGAGGACCAGGACCUGCUGCUGGAGUCGGCUUUCCUGGAGCUCUUCAUCCUGCGCCUGGCGUACCGCUCCAGGCCGGAGGAAGGCAAACUCAUCUUCUGCAACGGCGUGGUGCUGCACCGGCUGCAGUGCGUGCGGGGCUUCGGCGAGUGGAUCGACGCCAUCCUCGAGUUUUCCCAGAGCCUGCACCGCAUGAGCGUGGACGUGCCCUCCUUCUCCUGCCUCGCCGCCCUCGUCAUCAUCACAGAUCGCCACGGGCUGAAGGAGCCGAAACGGGUGGAGGAGCUGCAGAACCGCAUCGUGGGCUGCCUCAAGGACCACGUGGCGGCGGGCGAGCCGGGUCGGCCCGGCUGCCUCUCCAAGCUGCUGGGCAAACUGCCCGAGCUGCGCACCCUCUGCACCCAGGGGCUGCAGCGCAUCUUCUACCUGAAGCUGGAGGACCUGGUGCCGCCGCCGCCCAUCGUCGACAAGAUCUUCAUGGACACGCUGCCCUUCUGAGCGCCCCCAGGGGCUCACACACCCCCCACCCCGUCCACCCCUCACCCCGGGGAUUGCCCGGGUUCUCCCCCGCCUACCGAGGGUGUCCAGGGUCCCCCCCUGGGGAUGUCCAGGUCCCCCCUUGGGGACGCCCGGGUCCCCCCCUUGUGCCUUCACGGCGCCGGCAGCGUGAGGCCAGCCGGCGCGGUGCCCCCUCCUCCCUGUACAAACGCCCGCGUUGUAAAUACCGAGAGGCCGGAUCCUGUACAGAGCAGGGGGUGCAGGGAGGGGGGGCUUGCACCGGACCCCCCCAGCCUCCGCCUGCUCCCCCUUUUUUUUUUUUUUUUCUCGUUUCUUUUGGCCUUUUUCUGUAUAUAAACUUGUACGUACAAUCUCA
Molecule: messenger RNA, 2192 nt
Organism: Anas platyrhynchos (mallard)
Lineage: Eukaryota; Metazoa; Chordata; Aves; Anseriformes; Anatidae
Gene: NR4A1
Product: nuclear receptor subfamily 4 group A member 1
Biological process (GO): regulation of transcription by RNA polymerase II; cellular response to corticotropin-releasing hormone stimulus
Cellular component (GO): transcription regulator complex; nucleus
Molecular function (GO): nuclear glucocorticoid receptor binding; zinc ion binding; RNA polymerase II cis-regulatory region sequence-specific DNA binding
Source: RefSeq, a predicted model, not a curated record